Molecule: messenger RNA, 2161 nt
Organism: Closterium sp. NIES-65
Lineage: Eukaryota; Viridiplantae; Streptophyta; Zygnematophyceae; Desmidiales; Closteriaceae
Source: the annotation of a GenBank genome assembly
AUGGCUAAGAACAGGAGGAGCUCCGGCGUGGGGUCUUCGGAUCCCAGCGGCGCCGCUGCCGGGUUGUCUAGGAGCGGCAAGCCCGGAGGCGUGUCGGGCCGGCUGGUGAACGUGUUCGAGCAGCUGUGGAACCGUCGCAAGUUCGACAUUCUGGGACGCAAGGUCAAGGGCGAUGUUCGCGCCAAGUCCAUCGGCAAGGCCAGGAGCGCGGCUGUGGAAAAGAGGAAGGCGACGCUGCUGCAGGAGUUUCAGCAGCGCGGCAAGGCGAACCUGUUUCUGGAUCGGAGGUUCGGCGAGGGCGACGAGUCCAUUCCCGAGGGCGAGAAGGCCAUCGUACGAUUCCAGAAGGAGCGCAUGGCCCAGCUGAGUCGCAAGAACCGGUUCUCCCUCGGGGACGACGACGAGAGCGACGACGACGACGGGGAGGGCGACGACGGAGGCGGAGGAGGCGAGGGGAGGCGCAGCAGCAGGCGGGCGGCGGCGAGUGAGGACGGCGACUUGCGUCUGACGCAUGGCGGGCGCGACAUUGACGACUUUGACGACUCGGACGUGUCUGGCUUUGGGGAGGAUGAGGAUGACGACGAUGGAACACUGGGCGAUCAGAUUGUGAGCGAGUAUCACUUUGGUGGUGGCUUCGUUCCCAAGGCCAAGUCGGCCACAGACGCACAUCUUGACGCGGCGACAGGGCAGGAGGAGGGAGGCGAGGAGCGACAGAAGACGAAGAGGGAGGUGAUGGAGGAGGUGAUGGCGAAGAGCAAGCUGUUCAAGGCGAAGCGGCAGGCGGAGAAGGAGGAGGACGAGCACCUGCGCGAGCAGCUCGACGCGGAAUUCCGCCAGAUCGCACAGUCUGACGCGCUGCUCGCGCUCACGCGCGCGCCCAAAGGGGGAAAGGGCGGAAAGGGCGCCAAGGGGGAGGAGAAGGCGGGAGGGGGAGGCGGGGAGGGAGGGGCGGCGGGAGGAGUGUCUGCUGCUGCGUCUGCUGGUGGCGCUGCUGGUGCUGCAAAGGCGGCUGCUGGUGGCUCGCUGCUGGCUGCUGACGAGAUGGACGACAAGCAGUACGACGUGCUGGCGCGGGAGAUGGUGUUUGACAUCCGCGCCAAGCCCGGGGAACGCACCAAGACAGCAGAGGAAGCGGCAGAGGCGGAGAGGGCGCGUCUGGUGAAGCUCGAGACAGCGGAGGAGGCGGCGGAGGCGGAGAGGGGGCGACUGGUGAAGCUCGAGGAUGAGGAGGAGAGCGAGGAGGAGGAAGGAGAGGAGAAAGAGGAGGGAGAGGAGAGUGAUGAGGAGGAGGAAGCGGAGGAAGAGAAGGAGGGGGAGAAGCAGAAUACGGAAGAGAGAAAUGCAGCAGCAGCAGCAACAGAAGAGCAGGAGGAUGAGGAGGAGGAAGAUGAGGAGGAGGACGAGGAGGAAGAAGAGGAGGAGAAUGAGCGCAUAGAGAAGGUGUUUCGACGGCGCGAGCUGCCAUACGUGAUAGAAGCACCACAGCAGCUGAAGGACCUGCAGCGGCUGCUAGAGGGGCGCGCAGCAGCAGAGGUUGGCGUGGCAAUCGCACGCAUCCGCGCGUGCAACGCGGCGCACCUGUCCCCAGACAACAAGCGCAAGAUGCAGAUCUUCUAUAACGUUCUCCUGCAGUACUUCGCGUCGCUGGCUAGUGAUAGUGGUGGCGGUGGUGUGUCUCAGCGGGUGGAGGAGGAGGAGGAUCAGCCGGGGAAGAAGCAGAAGCAACAGCACGAGCAGCAGCAGAAACAGCAAGGGAGCAGGCAGCAGGUGAAGCCGCAAGGGGGGAGGAAGGUGGAGGAGGGGAAACAGGAAGGUAAAGAGGUGGAGGAGGAGGAAGAGGCGACGAGUGAGUUGCAGAAGAGGGCGCCGUCAGUGGCAGCGGCGCACAUCAAUGCGUUGGUGCAGCCUCUCGUGGAGCUCUCCGCGUCCUUCCCUCUCUUUGCUGCCGUCUGCGCCCGCGAGCGGCUUGCCCGCAUGCAGAAACGCCUCGUGGCGCGCCUCAAGGCCGGAGGUACGCCGCUUGUGGAGCUCUCCGCGUCCUUCUCUCUCUUUGCUGCCGUCUGCGCCCGCGAGCGGCUCGCCCGCAUGCAGAAACGCCUCGUGGCGCGCCUCAAAGCCGGAGAGCCAGCACGGCCCACGACACACUCGCUGCUGCUCCUUU